CUCGUGCGACAUCCUGCGCUUGGGAAAGCAAAAUUAAGCUGAUCGAACACAUAAUUCACCACUGCCACCAUAGCGAUGGCCACCGCCGCCGCUCCGGCGCCUCACGUUCUGGUCGUUCCGUUCCCGGCGCAGGGCCACAUGAUCCCGCUCCUCGAUCUCGCAGGCCUCCUCGCGGCCCGCGGCCUUCGCCUCACCGUCAUCGUUACCCCCGACACUGCCCCGCUCCUCGCUCCCCUCCUCGGUGGAGCCAUCCGUGCGGUCACUCUCCCGUUUCCAACCCACCCGGCCUUCCCCGCCGGCGUCGAGAGCGCCAAGGGAUGCCCGCCCGCUCUCAUGGGCACGCUCAUCGUCGACUUCGCGGGGCUCCGCGGUCCGCUCGGUUCCUGGGUGCGCGCCAACUCCGGCACCCCCGACCGCGUCGUCGCCAUACUCUCCGACUUCUUCUGCGGCUGGACGCAGCCGCUCGCCGCCGAGCUCGGCCUACCGCGCAUCACCUUCUCGUGCUGCGCCGUCUACGGCACCGCCGUGCUCCACUCGCUCCUGCGUCGGCUGCCCAGACGCGAGCACGAGAACGACGACGAGUGCCCGAUUCCAUUCCCAGAUCUCCCGGGCGCCCCGGCGUACCCGUGGCGCCAGCUCUCGUUGAUGUACCGGACCUACAAGGAGGGCGACGAGGUGGCAGAGGGGAUCAGGAGAAACUUCCUCUGGAACCUGGAUUGCUCGGCGUUCGUGUGUAGCACGUUCAGGAGGCUCGAGGGACGGUACCUGGAAGCGCCCCUCGCUGACAUGGGCUUUCGGCGCGUGCGCGCGGUAGGACCAUUGGCGCCAGAGGCCGAUGCCACGGGCAACCGCGGUGGAGAGACGGUGGUAACCGCGGCCAACCUCUGUGCUUGGCUCGACAAGUUCGAGGACGACAAAUCCGUCAUCUACAUCAGCUUCGGGAGCAUGGCGGUGCUGCAGCCAGCUCAUGCGGCGGCGCUGGCUGCCGCCCUGGAGCGGACGGGCGCGGCGUUCGUGUGGGCGGUAGGUCCGGCUGUGACACUCCCGGACGGGUUCGAGGAGCGUGUUGCGUCUGGCGGCAGGGGCAUGGUCAUCCGAGGAUGGGCGCCGCAGGUGGCCGCGCUACGGCACCGGGCGGUGGGUUGGUUCGUGACGCACUGUGGGUGGAACUCGGUGCUGGAGUCCGUGGCGGCCGGGGUGACCAUUCUGGCGUGGCCGAUGACUGCCGACCAGUUUGUGAACGCCCGGCUUCUCGUGGACGAGCUGCGCGCCGCCGUGCCGGUGUGUUGGGGCGGCGUUGCCACGGCGCCAAGCGCCGACGAGCUGGUUUGCGUGCUCAAGUCGACAGUGGUGGGGAAGGGGCGGGACGGGGAGUCGGGUGAUGUGGCCGCACGGACCAAGGAGCUAGCCGAGGAAGCGGCCGCGGCGGUGCGUGAAGGUGGCAGCUCGUGGCAGGAGGUGGAGGAGCUGGCACGGGAGCUCCGCGAGAUCGGGAGAUAGCUUUUCGUUUCGAGAGAGACAUAUAUUAGGUGGUGAAGCUAAGCGGCAUCAAAAACUUGGAAUAAACGGCUCAAACUUGGGGUGUGUUCAUUCCUGCUUACAAUUAAUGAUUCGUAUAUGUAUAUCCACGAUGUGUUACAACUUACAAGUCCCCGACUAGAUGGAUAUAUCUGAGCUCUUC
Molecule: messenger RNA, 1681 nt
Organism: Aegilops tauschii subsp. strangulata
Lineage: Eukaryota; Viridiplantae; Streptophyta; Magnoliopsida; Poales; Poaceae
Product: flavonol 3-O-glucosyltransferase UGT89B1
Molecular function (GO): UDP-glucosyltransferase activity
Source: RefSeq, a predicted model, not a curated record